AUGGCAUCGCCAUGCCUGCAUGCGCAUACGUGUUCACUCGACACACUUGACACUACUAAUGGUCAAAUGCAAACUUCAAUACGUUUGAAAACAGCCAUCCCGAAACUCGAAAUGAACGAACUGAAAUUAGGUCGCACUCAGUCUUCACAGCGAAGCCUUCUCUAUCCUAUCUUCUUAUUCUCAGGUUCCAAAAUAACACUGAGCUGGUUAAACUCACCGUUACACAGAUCACAAGUCGGGCGGUUAAUCGAAAAUCGUCUUAGGGAGAUUCGGAGCAUCACGAAACCACUGCACUCGGAAGACGUCACAGUCGAAAUCCGCAACAUCUCGACAUCCCGACCAGAGUCGGAAGCUUACGCAACAACACGAAUAAGCAAUAAAAGGCGAAGACGGAUUUGGGCCUGUGGUCAAAGGGUAUGA
Molecule: messenger RNA, 420 nt
Organism: Necator americanus (New World hookworm)
Lineage: Eukaryota; Metazoa; Nematoda; Chromadorea; Rhabditida; Ancylostomatidae
Exons: 1
Coding region: 1-420 (139 amino acids)
Source: RefSeq, a predicted model, not a curated record